This is a messenger RNA of Toxorhynchites rutilus septentrionalis, 1842 nucleotides long. RefSeq names its product protein peste-like. NCBI's taxonomy places the organism in Eukaryota, Metazoa, Arthropoda, Insecta, Diptera, Culicidae. Bases 268 to 1803 code for a protein of 511 amino acids. Gene Ontology annotation, cellular component: membrane; cytoplasm. Gene Ontology annotation, molecular function: scavenger receptor activity. The record is from RefSeq and is a predicted model, not a curated record. The transcript is spliced from 4 exons.
UCGCUACUUAUUCUCGCGACGAAGUUCUACGCGAUCGGACGUUGUUUGAUCAUUGCGAUCGUCUGAUUUUCCGAUCGACGCCUGAUAGACGGAGACGGAGAAUCAUCCGUACUACUGAUCUCGCGUGUGUGUGUGCAACUGUGAGUGCGUGCGUGCGCAUCUCAACUUAACGGAAGCUGUACGCGUGCGCUAACUCUUCGCGAUCGCUCACCAAUCCGCGAGUGGUUUUGGUAAACUUUCGGAAGAACACGGCGGCGACUGAACCAGAUGAAGAUCAACAAGUUCUAUUGCGCUGCAACCCUAGGUGCCCUGCUGGCAUCGGUCGGAGUGAUCUUUGCCCUUUUCUGGGGUGACAUUUUGGAUGCCAUCGUAAUUAAGGAAAAAUAUCUCACCCCCACAUCGAAAGCGUUCAAACUGUGGAAGCGUCCACCGUUCCAGCUGAGAUGGGAGAUAACCUUCUUCAACUGGACCAACGCGAACGAUUUCCUCGAGAACAAAGCCACCAAACCCUCAUUCGCCGAGGUUGGUCCGUAUUUUUUCACAGAAUCCCCCGAGAAGAUCGACAUCCGGUUUAAUCCCAAGAACGCAUCGAUCAGCUUCCGGAGGCGAAGCUACUUCACACCGGACGAUGCGCGCAGCGUUGCGUCCGCCUCGCCGGAUGAACCAAUCACCAGCAUCAACAUGGUGGCCCUGUCGGCGGCCAAUCGGGCUCGCUUCUGGGGUUACGCGGCCCAGCGGGCGGUCUCGUUCGCUCUGUACACCUACCAGCAGGACAUCUUCGUGAGCAGAACGGCACGGGAGUUGCUGUUCGAUGGCUACCCGGAGCCGAUGAUUAAACGAGCCCAGGAAAUCCUCAGCUUCAUCGGAGAGGACAUCCAGUUCGAUGGGAGGUUCAGCUGGUUCCACACGAUCAACGGGUCGAAGAAGGCCUACGGACAUUUCAAUAUAGACACAGGUCGGGAUGAUCCCACCCGGUAUGGGUUGAUUCGGGCGUGGAACUUCAAAUCCCGGGCUGACUUUGCCGACGGGGAAUGCGGGAAGUUCCAGGGUUUCUCGGGGGACAUUUUUCCCACGAAGAUACGGAAGGAUCGUCCGCUGGGUAUCUUCACCCCGGAGAUGUGUCGGAUGGUUUCGUUCGAGUUCGAACGGGAAGAGGAUGUGCUAGGAAUCAAGGGCUACCGCUUUGUGGGAAGUGAACGAACAAUUGAUAAUGGGUCACUGUAUGCGGAGAAUCAGUGCAACUUCGGUGGGGAGUUCAUGCCGUCCGGGGUGAUCAACAUCACCGAAUGCCGUCUGGGUGCGCCCUUCUAUAUGUCGUUCCCGCAUUUCCACCUGGCGGAUCCUUUCUACCGGGAUCAGAUGGAAGGCAUGAUGCCCGACAAGGAGCGACAUCAGUUUUUCUUCACAAUAGAGCCCACCACAGGGCUGGUUCUGAACGCUUCGGUACGUUUCCAGAUCAAUGUGUUGCUGCAGAAGUAUCCGGCGAUUGCACUGUAUCAAGACGCACCACGUUCAUACAUUCCCGUGCUGUGGUUCUCGAGGAGUUUUGAGAUAACGCAGGAGGAAGCCCUCAAGCUGAGAGGCCUGCUAAAGGGGACAGAGUUGGGCUACUUCGGAGGCUUUGCAGUGGCUGCCGUUGGACUGCUCGUGGCACUCGUGUCGCUUGGAUUAGGUUGCGCUAUCGGAAGCCGCAAGUCGAAGAAUACAAACGACGAUGAGCGGACAGUCAGGAACGGGGAUGCCCGGGGGAACUACCAGGCCGUUCAGAAUGGAUGUAAAGAUAAAGAAGUAAUAAAACUUUGAUGUUUUUCAUACGUUUUAAUGCUGUGGUUUUUUCAAAAA